AUGCCGCGUCUUCCGUGGACAAAAAAAUAUAAAUUGUUACCAUCAUCAAAAAAAUGGACUAUUCGAAACAAUAAUUCAGCAAGUCGGUCAAUAGAUGGUAAUGGUGGUAUUAAUGGUAUAUACAAAUUAACUGAAUCCUCCUCGUCACCAUCAGGUGUUACAGCCAUUAGCUCGCCUUCAACUACACUUGCCGGUGAUGAUCUCGAAAAUGAUGUGAUUGAAGUUCCGCCACCAAUGGAUAUUCAAGCUCAACCGAAACUAUCUGCUGAUACCAAUCUUGAUAAAGUCACCACGGACGAACCUUCAUCACUCGCUCCUAUCAAUAUCGUUGCUGGGUUAUCAGCAAGUGACUUUCAUAUUCCAACUGCCUUGUCAGUGACGACACCAUCCGUCAAUGAUGGUUCGACAACGAGCACUUCUAUGCCAUCGUCAAGUAUUCCACAGCAAUAUUCGUCAACAACACCAACACCAUCAUCUCUUUCACCAUCUCCAUCAACAAUAACAACGACAGCUAAUGCCAAUACAUUAUUAUCUUCAUCAGCGACAACUGUGAUUCCAAAUGAUACUCCUCAUGAACAAAUCGAUGAAGCAUCUGUAGAUGAUAUCGAUACGAACGUCGAUCAAUCACAUAGCUCGCUAACUACGACGACGACAGCCGAUGAACAUGUUGAUGAUCGAACAAAAUAUGGUGAAAAACGACGACAUAAUAUCAUUGAAUUAAUUGAAACUGAAAAAGAAUACGUCAAAGACUUAGCAUUGAUCGUAGAAAGCUAUAUGAAUAUAAUUGAAAAUGAUAAAGAUUUGAAAAAACCGACAGGACUCAUUGGCCUUGAACGUGUUGUUUUCGGAAAUGUUCAAAGAAUAUAUGAAUUUCAUCGAGACACAUUCUUGCCACAACUCGAACAAUGUAUCGAAAAUCCUGACAUUCUCGGUCGAUUAUUCACUACCAACCGAUUCAAUCCCUAUGUACGAUAUUGUGAAAACAAACCACGGUCAGAAUAUAUUGUUUCGGAAUAUCACGAUUAUUUUGAGGAAAUUCGUAAAAAACUCGGUCAAAAAUUACUUGUAUCAGAUUUACUAAUCAAACCCGUUCAAAGAAUCAUGCGUUAUCAACUAUUGCUCAAAGAAAUCCUUAAAUCAACCGAACGCAUGGGUGAUGAAUCUCGUGCUAUACGUAGUGCUUUACAAGUAAUGAUCGAAGUCCCGCGACAAGCCAAUGAUAUGAUGAAUGUUGGGCGUAUCAAAGAUUUACCAACAAAUGUUCAUCAACUAGGUGAAUUAAAACUACAGGAUAUGGUAUUGGUCAGUGAACCCAUAUCGAAGGAUACGAAAGAUGCGAAAGAAGUGGAAAAGAAAUUGAAAGAACGACGAGUAUUUCUUUUUCAACAAGCCAUGGUUUUCUGUGAAGAAAUACCAGCGAAAGAUAAAUAUUCAAGUCCAAAUUAUAUUUAUAAAUAUGAUUUAAAAAUAAACAAAUUGCAGCACAAAGAAUUCAAACGGCAUAAAGACGCAUUUCAAUUCACAUUAGUCGAAGUAGAUGCUGGGAAUACACGUCGAGUCAUUUGUCAAUGUAAAGACGAUGAACAAUAUGAAUUAUGGGUGACCAAUGUAGACAAGGUGCUUCAACGUCAGAUGGAUCUUAUCAUAGCGCUUACUAAUCCUACAGCUGCUCUACAAAAAGAUCCUCGUUCUAAGCAAGAUUCAUCCAUGUCAUUAUUUACUCCAACAAUUGCCACAACAUCUCGACAUCAAAUUAAGAAGUCUAUGUCUGAUCGUUCUGGUAAAUCUCCUGAAUCAUUAUCACCAACUCAUCAUUUAUCUACAUCACCAAAAGCGUCGAAUUCGAUGACAUCACCUACACGAACACUAUCAGGUUCCGAUACAGCAUCAUCGGAGAAUUCGACCAAAAAAUCACAUUUCAAUCUAUUCGAUUCCAUCCUACAACGUUCAGUAACCAAGCCACUAUCCAUAAAUACAUCAACGCAUCAUGAAACGACAUCACAGAAACGAUUAGGUACUCCGACAUCUUCAUCUUCGUCGACGAAUAAUACUCAACUACCUGAACAAGCACGUUGUUUGUACAAUUACAAUGCGAUAAAAGAAGAUGAAAUCUGUGUGCAAAAAGGUGAAUAUGUACAAAUCGUCGCUGCCAAUCAAGAUAAUCGAUGGUUUGUUCAUCGCGAUGCUAAUCGAACAUCACCCGCUGCUGAAGGUUGGAUACCAGGCUUCGUUCUUGGUCUAAAAAAUCCCAAUUCUACAACAUAUCAUAAUUUGUCUCCAUCAUCAACUCCAUCACCGUCAGCAUCUUACCAACAACAACCAACAUCAUCCGUGUCUGCUAGUAGCCUUCAUCGUUUAACCAGUACAACGACGUCUACGACGCAUCAUCCAACCAUAUCUUAUGAAUCAACUUUACCUCCUAAACCACAGCCGAGUACUUGCGAUAAGCGUCUUAGUGGUGUUCUACGUCAUUGUGGCCCUGAAUUGAAUCUCUCUGUUCAUGAACGCACCCUUUUCCUUGGACAAUCGCUAUUUCUCCAAGGCCACGUGAUUGGUUGUCCACGUCCAGCAAUUGUCUGGCAGCAUCCACGUGGCUAUGCACUAAUUGACGAUGGAGUUAAUGUUCACACACAUUAUGGUGAAGACGGAAUUAUUUAUUUACAACUUUUGAAUGUGUCCGUACAGGACGCAGGCGUCUAUGAAUGUAUAGCGACAAGUACACGAGGGACAGUUUCACAGCAAAUCCAUAUUCAGAUCAAAGAUUCGAAUGAUUAUCAUAAACUUGAACAAGUUCAGUGGGCAUCCAAAUAUACUCCAAAUGAUUAUCGUGAAUUGAAUGAAAUCGCUCGAGGUCGUCAUUCCAUUGUUCGUCAAUGUCUCCAUAUAUCAACCGGUGAUAUAUGUGCUGUUAAGCUAAUCUCCAAAAAAUUCAUUUCACAUGAACGGACUUUACAUGAAUAUACUCUUGUGUCAUCAAUUCGUCAUAAUUCAAUCAUACGAGUAUUUCAAUUCAUUGAAACCAAUUCAUUUUCAAUCAUUAUUUCUGAAUUAAUUUCCGGUGGACGUCUAUUUGAUUAUCUUUGUUCACAAACGCUAAUUAUCGAACAAAAAAUAGCGAAGUAUAUUCGACAAUUAUUGGAUGGAUUGAACUAUUUGCAUCAUUCGAAAAUUGUUCAUUUGGACAUACAACCGGAAAACAUUCUGAUUAACACGGAAUACGAUCAAAUAAAACUGUGCGAUUUCGGUGAUGCGAUUCGUCUAUCCAAUAUGAGAUAUGCACAUCGGACAUUAGGGAAUAUUGAAUUUGCAGCACCCGAAUUAGUCAGUGGAAAUAUUCCUGUCCAUUUCAAAACAGAUAUAUGGUCGGUUGGCGCUAUUUUAUACACAUUAUUAUCUGGUCUUUCACCAUUCCUAGACGAAACUGACGAACAAACGUGUGCAAAUAUUCUCAAUGUUGAUUUUAACUUUCCGGAGAGACUAUUUCCUUGUGUAUCUCGAUCAGCCAUUGAUCUCAUCGAACGAAUAUUUGUUCGUGAACCAAAUGAUCGUCCAUCCGCCAGUGAUUGUCUUAUGAACGAAUGGUUUCAUCGUGCUGGCCAAUAUCAAAUCUCGACAGUUAAUUUGAACAAUUUUAUCGAGCGAAGAAAAUCUCAAGUGAAAAGUCUUAAUUAA
Molecule: messenger RNA, 3672 nt
Organism: Adineta ricciae
Lineage: Eukaryota; Metazoa; Rotifera; Eurotatoria; Adinetida; Adinetidae
Source: the annotation of a GenBank genome assembly